Molecule: messenger RNA, 1491 nt
Organism: Mastomys coucha (southern multimammate mouse)
Lineage: Eukaryota; Metazoa; Chordata; Mammalia; Rodentia; Muridae
Gene: Tmem176b
Product: transmembrane protein 176B
Exons: 8
Coding region: 268-1074 (268 amino acids)
Biological process (GO): negative regulation of dendritic cell differentiation
Cellular component (GO): membrane
Source: RefSeq, a predicted model, not a curated record
ACUGAGAGACUCCAAGUCAGGUCUCCAUUCCUCCACCCCUUCUUGCUCUCCUCUCUCUGGGGUCAGCUUUAAGUCAGCUCCUCCCAGACCUCUCAGUUCCAGCCCCACCCAUCUCAAAGGACAGCAGGCGAGGCAGGACCCUUCACAGCCCCAAGGGAAGGUGCGCACCUGAGGCUUUCAUUUGUAUUUCUGUGAAGUCCGAUCUCUUGGUCCCUCCUGAAGAGUUGUCAGACUCCUGUGCUUUCGACUCCGAGGUGGACAGGAAAGAUGGCCCAAGCCACAGUGACCGUGAAUGGAGUCGAAGUGGCCUCCACACAGCCCCACUCCACUCACAUCAGCAUCCACAUCCACCAAAAAUCCGCUUUGGAGCAGCUGCUGGGAGCUAUGGGCUCCCUGAAGAAGUCUCUCUCCUGCCCUCAGGCCACUGGCCCCUCCAAGGCCAUAAUCCACUAUGGCCAGCUGUCUCUAGGGGUGACCCAGAUAUUGCUGGGGCUCGUGAGCUGUGUUCUUGGAGUGUGUCUGUACUUUGGGCCUUGGACUGAGCUGCGUGCCUCUGGCUGUGCCUUCUGGUCAGGGUCUGUGGCAAUUGUAGCUGGAGUUGGUACUGUCGUCCAUGAGAAGCAGCAGGGAAAACUGUCCGGCCACCUAUCACAUCUGCUCCUCCUGGCUUGCAUUGCUACAUCUGUAGCUGCUACCGUUCUGGGUGUGAACAGCAUAAUCAAGCAAACCAGUGUUUUCUACUACGAGAUCAGUUCCACAUGCUACUCCUUGCUAUCAGGCAUGAACAGCGGGUAUGAGUCAACGUGGUUCACUGACGACUCAGACUGGAAGACACAGAGGUGCAGAGAGUACCUGAACAUGAUGAUGAACUUGUUCCUGGCGUUCUGCAUCAUGCUCACGGUUGUCUGUAUCCUGGAGAUUGUUGUGUCUGUGGCUUCCCUGGGACUAAGUCUUCGAAGUAUGUGUGGCCGGAGAUCCCAGGCCCUGAAUGAUGAAGAGACAGAGAAGAAGCUUCUCGGUGGGGAUUCGGCACCCGCCUCUCCAGCCAAAGAGAAGAUCCCUAUUAUCCUGUGAUCUGCCUGAACCCACAUGUGUCCCUGUCCAGAGUAAUCCAGGGAGGACAACACAACUGUUCCCAGGGCCUCUUCUGCCCCAAACUACAUACCUACUUUUGAUGUAGCCACUAUCCAGCUCUUUCUCUUCCUCUUUAUCCACUGUUCUCACAACAAUGUCCUUUCUUCCAUGAACAGAUAUUAUGUCAUUUUCUCCAAUGCUAAUAAGGCAGAAACAACCAGAAACAAAAAAUACCCUCUCACAGAAAGGUGUGGGCUCUUCAUUGAUACAGACAAUGAGCUUGGAAAGGCUGUUCCUUGAGUUGCCCUGUGGGCAGAAGAGUGGCGGUGGAGCCUGGUGGCAGUUGUAUGCCUCUGAUGUCACUCACACCCUUCUUCAGGGUUUGCAUCCAUUCUACUAUGUAAAGUGAACAUAACC